Messenger RNA from Mya arenaria, 2001 nucleotides. RefSeq lists its product as uncharacterized. Lineage: Eukaryota; Metazoa; Mollusca; Bivalvia; Myida; Myidae. The coding region runs from base 116 to 742 and encodes 208 amino acids. The transcript has a single exon. The record is from RefSeq and is a predicted model, not a curated record.
ACGGGGAUAGUUUUUAAGACAGUUUAUGAAGCACAUAAAGUGUACCAAUAGAACAAACCAUUAAAAUAUCUUAAUAAAAAUGACGUUAAUUGUGAAAUAAAGUGAAAAUAUUCUAAUGGUUUCUGUUAAUCACGAAAUGGAUAAUACAUUUUCAAGUACAGCCGAGAGUGCAGGUGGGGAUGUCUCGGUACAUAACGAAAUUGGAACAACACAAUACAAACUCUCGGACGAUCCUAGGGCCCGGCUGAUGUACUAUAUUUAUACCGUAAGCCGGAUUCUAAACAUUGAAGGUCUUGAUCCAACAUUGGACCGCUUUCGCCGAUUCCAUGAAUUCGAAUCAGUCAAAGACAAAACAGUGGAAACCUUACUGGAUGUUGCAAAUGAAUUUCGUCCAAGGUUACUCGUUGGCAUUUGUAUUUUUGUGAACAAUGAAGUCUGUAGAAAGGCUGGUUAUUCUACACUGACUCUUCCAAAGCUUCCUGAUGUCAGUCAUGAGUUUCAUAUUGAUGACAAUUAUGUACGAUUACCGACGUUCGGAAGGAUACGAGUUACUAAGGUGCUGGUCGUGAAGAAAUCCUGGCUGCGUUACACGUUUGCCGUACCUUUUUCUACUCUGGAAAGGGGGAUGAAAAACUUCUAUCGUGAAGAGGAGGAAGAGGAAGAAGAAAAAAUGCAGAUUGCCUUGGAAAUCAUCCAAGAACAAGAGAAACAGCGUAAAAGUCGAUUUUGCAAUAUUUUAUAAUAUCUGUACAUAGUUUCAUACACCAAUAGCAUAACGCUGCCAAUGACAAAUGAUGUGAUCUUGACUGUUUACUAAAUCAUUAACUGCGAAAGUGUUGUGUGUUUAUGUGUCUGAAGCAGUUCACAUUACUGAGCAAAUGUCUGCACUUUAAACGACAUGCUUAAAUAAUAAGACUAUAAAAUGUUACCUUGUCAAAGACAACAGCCUCGUAUGGAAUCGUAUAAGGGACGGCGUCAAAAUAUGUUAUUGUUAAUUCAUGCACCAAAACACAUUGUUGUUGUUUUUUUCAAAAAACAAAACAUGACUGUGCUGACAAAGGUGCGUCUAUUGUUAUGCCUUAAAAUAUUUUUGACUCUAAAUUGAAUUUGAUACUCAAACUCGAAAAUGUAGGACCCGUAUUUGUAUCGGGAAUUAACCUUAGUUUUCCUAAUACGGGAUAUCAUUGGAUUUUUUUUAGAGAUUUCUUGCCGGACAACGUGUUUCAUUUAAUUAUUUACUUGUAAUUUAAGUUAAUAUUUAAUUAUCUCUAACAUUGUGACACUACAAAAUAGUAUAUAAUUGUUUAAUACUAUCAAACAAACGGGUUUGAUUUAGUAUUAUAAAUCCAAGACGCGUUAGCUAAACGCUUUCAAAAGUGCCGAGACAAACAAUUACAAAUCUUCUUUAAGACUAUAUUUGUGUAUGACAUGCAAAUGAUAACAACGAUUAUAAAAAACAACAACAGCAACUGGAAACUAUUUUUGCAAAAUGUUGAAUAAUAUUAUAUGAACAUUUUCUUAUCACAAAAUCUGUAGAGACACAAGCUUUCCAUUGUAUCGAUGUAUGUAGCUCUAAACAAGUAUACAAGUGUCUUUGUUUGAAUUCAAUGUAGAUUCAACGAUAGGAUAAUCAUUUAAUAGAUAAUUUGAAACACGAUGGGUAUUCAUUGAGUUUCUGAAAUAUCUAUUAGUAUGCGGUUAAAACAGUUAAACUUGUCACAUGAUUCACUGUAUGACAAUCAGAUUUGAUUUAAAGACCUCGUAUUUAUCUUUAUUUAUUACAUUGUUCAUGGAAUAGGUGAUAGUUGUAGUGACCUUUUAAACAUGAUAUAAGAUGGUAGUAGGUUUGGGGUUAGAUGGUGUGUGCCUUUUUAUUUUCUUGUAACAUAAUAUACUAUGUAUGUUUAUAUGAAACGCAGUUGGCACUCCGUAAAGAGUAUAUUUUAAUACGUAUGAUCUCUGUUUGAUGUUUUUCUUAGAGAGCUUUCGAAUAAAUGUUUG